Symbiodinium necroappetens is the source of this 1635-nucleotide messenger RNA. The record is from the annotation of a GenBank genome assembly. NCBI's taxonomy places the organism in Eukaryota, Dinophyceae, Suessiales, Symbiodiniaceae.
AUGGAGACAGUUCGCGGAGUUCUUGCCGGACUGCCGCCGCUGGAGCUGGAGGAGCUUGGGGAUGCUUCGUCGCUUGCUCCACAGCCAGAAGCGCCUUCGCCAGCUGGUUCGGUCUACACGCCGGUAAAUGCUCCGUCGACCUAUUGGCGGACCACCAUCUGUGCGCCCCUCUGCGCCCCACAAGAGGCACCCACCAAGGCCGUGGGCGCCCAGCCGCGGGCCGCCGCUUUGCAUUCGCUGGGAUUAGCUGGGUCAGUGGCUGUUGCGAGUUCUUUAGUUGAAGUGUUUCACAUCACAUUGUUGCACGAUUUUCUCACAGUCGUCGUCGUCAUCGAGAGGACGCAGAACUAUUUGGGCGCCUUCGGGCUGCCAAGUCCAAUGGAGCGGGAAGAACAGCACUCUGAGCUCUGCUUUCCCGCAGGCCUUUGUUCCAAGGCCGUGCCUACAAUCGUCUACAAGCUUCGUCAGCGUGCCACGCUUUGCAUGUGCAUCUCCACUAUAGGCUCAAGGCAGAUGGAACCCUCCGGGUCAAAGAGUGGGAACCGCGAGCCUCGCGAAGCCUUUGAAAGGAUGGAGGUUCUGGGAUCCUUGGAGGCCUUGGAGGCCCUGAUCUUCUCGGAGUGCUCGGAGCGACAGACACGGCUGCAAAGAGCUUCGGAGCAGCUCCGACACCUGCGGCGCCUGGAGCGCGUAGCCUUGGCCGGUGCUGAUGUCCGGCGCUUGGCGCAGCUCCGUCAGCUUCAGCAGGAACUCCUAGAAUUUGCCGAUCUUCGAUCUUUGCGGUCCCUACGAUCUCGGUCUGGCGACCAUGAUGGUAUCCCCUCCGAAAAAGCUGAAAAAAGUGUGCCGUCCUUACUCCGGGAUGUGCGCCACUGGCACGCAGAAUUGAGACGGCUAGAGCAGCUCGAAGCCUUUCAGCUUAAGUCGGAGAGCUCUUGGAGCGGACCAUUGACCUUGACUGCGGAGAUCUCCGUGCUUCGUCAAGUAUUGGCAGAACAAGAGGAGGGCAGAAAGGCUUGCGAGGAAUGCUUGCGCCUGCGACAUCCAGCCAGCUCAGCGGCUUUGCCGUUGGCCGGGACACCACCAAGCACUUUGAGCGCUUGCAAUGCAAGUGUGGCCGCGGGAAUUCGCUUGGCGACCGGUGCUGCGCGACAGUGCUUCGGCGAGCAUGCACAUUGCCCACUGCACCGGAACACAUCUUGGAACCCGAAGAGGAGCUCGUCCCUAAUUUGCCACUGGACCGAACGAUCUCGGAGCCUCAUAAUUUGGAGCGUGUACUAUUGGAUGCUCCAGACACGCCGCACAGGGCCAAGGUCGCUGAAUCAAGCGGACCCGGGCUCUCAAACACCAGCGACAGACCCAGGGCCCAGUUUUCUCUGUCCAGACAAGCCCGAAGAGAAGAACCUCCGACGCCGGCUCCGCUUAGCCAGCGACAUCGUGGCAGAGACCGACCACGAUUGUGGUACUUCCAAUCGCAACGAGUGCGGGCUGCAGGUGUCUCCAGCCGGAAAGCAUUUCGGCGUGCAGCUCUGGAAGCCAAGCGCUUGCAGCCAAGCACUGCAGGAGUUGCUGCACCUCAGUCUCAGCCGAGCUUAUCUGCCCAAGCUUCCAUCGAUCACAUUUCUCGGUGCAUGA